AUGACGCUGGAACACGAAAGCCAGGAAAUCGACGUCAACCACGGGGACCUUCAAGAUCAAGAUCAGCGCAGCUACGACAACCACGAAGACUUUCAAGAUCAAGAUCAGCGCAGCGACGACACCCACGAAGACCCUCAAGAACAAGACCAGCACAGCGGCGCUGACGAAGAGGAGGAGAAGACACCCGUUAUUGACUUGACCGGGUUCGACAGCAUGGAUGACGAACCGGCGCCAGGAACACGGGACCACAUUAUCCAGAAGCAAGGUUUGGUGAGAGUGUGCCAUGGCCGACGGACGUGCGUCACAUGA
Molecule: messenger RNA, 309 nt
Organism: Peronospora matthiolae
Lineage: Eukaryota; Oomycota; Peronosporomycetes; Peronosporales; Peronosporaceae
Source: the annotation of a GenBank genome assembly